Messenger RNA from Cladophialophora immunda, 2029 nucleotides. RefSeq lists its product as uncharacterized. The record is from RefSeq and is a predicted model, not a curated record. The coding region runs from base 230 to 2029 and encodes 599 amino acids. NCBI's taxonomy places the organism in Eukaryota, Fungi, Ascomycota, Eurotiomycetes, Chaetothyriales, Herpotrichiellaceae. The transcript is spliced from 2 exons. Gene Ontology annotation, biological process: transmembrane transport. Gene Ontology annotation, molecular function: transmembrane transporter activity.
AGCUUGGGCUAUAUUCGCUGCACAAACCCGCUCAAGCCAAAGAAGUUUCUAUCAUCGCCACCCGUUUGUUUGCGGUCUUCCCAAUAGGACCAGCUAUCUCUUGGUACCCACACAUCCCAUUGGUGUGAAGCGUCUUUGAAAGUAUUGAUAAAGUCCCUCCUGCUCAAUUUCGAGCCUCCUCUACCUUACACUUCCCAUCCGCCAAAGCUGCGAGAUAUCCCCCUCUACGAUGGAGGCAUCACCCGUGAUUGCUGAAGAGACAAAGGAGGGGCCUCCCUCUCGAGAGACACAAGCUUCCCAGACAUCAUCUUCCUCCUCCUCCAUCACUUCCGAGAAGGCGGACGUCGAAAACAACAAUGGCAGCUCCGGUUCCACCGAGUUCACCAUCUCCACCCGAUUCAUUCUGGCCUUUGUUGCUCUGGCGGUGUUGACACUAAUGGUGGCUCUUGAUGGCACUUCGAUCAGUGUCGCCCUUCCGACCAUCGCUAAAAAACUGCACGGCACAGCCAUCGAAGCCUUCUGGGCUGGCACCUCCUUCCUACUCGCCUCGACCGUGUUCCAACCCAAUUUUGCCUCCUUCAGCCAUAUCUUUGGAAGAAUGCCUGUGAUCAUGGUCUCUAUUGCAUUGUUCUUCGUGGGAGUUAUGAUGGCAGCCUUGUCGAAUGAUUUUGGUCUGUUACUUGCAGGAAGGGCGGUCCAAGGAAUCGGUGGAGGUGGUGUCAUUGCCAUGACCGAAAUCGUCGUCACCGACCUUGUCCCCCUCCGCUACAGAGGCCAAUGGGCAGGAAUCAUCGCCGGGAUGUGGUCCAUUGGUUCGGUCUCUGGUCCCAUCAUCGGCGGCGCGUUUGCCCAAGUGCAAUGGCGCUGGAUCUUCUGGCUCAACCUCCCCUUUAUUGGCAUUGGCGCUGUCAUGAUUCCAUUGUUCCUCCGCCUCAACGUCAUUCCACAGAGCAUUGCCGCAAAACUGCGCCGCGUGGAUUGGCUCGGCACAGUCAUCUUCGUGGGCAGCAUGACGAGUUUCCUCAUCCCAUUGACAUGGGGUGGCGUCAUGUACAGCUGGUCGUCGUGGCGGACGCUGGUUCCACUGCUGGUCGGCGCCGCGGGUCUGAUCGGCUUCUGCUUCUACGAGGCGUACCUCGCGCCGGAGCCCUUGCUGAGACUGUCGGUAUUCAGCAACCGCACCGCCAACAUUGCAUACGUGACGACGACCCUCCACGGCAUGGUCCUCUGGUGUAUUCUGUACUACCAGCCCUUGUACUUUGAGGCUGUCAAGGGCUACACACCUGUUGUGUCUGGCGUCGCACUCUUCCCUGAAACCUUCACCGUUGCGCCCAUGGCGGUGGUGACAGGGCUGCUGAUCACAAAGUUCGCGGCGUACCGCUGGGCCAUCUGGGUCGGCUGGGGCAUCGGCACGCUGGGGCUGGGGCUGCUGACGCUGCUGGACGUCAACACGACGAUCCCGCAGUGGAUCUUCAUCAACCUGGUCUCGGGGAUCGGGCUGGGCAUCUUGUUCCCGGGCCUGCAGUUCCAGGUGCAGGCGGCCAGCACGAACAAGGACAUGGCGUUCGCGGUGGCCAUGUUCGUCUUCUUCCGCUCGUUCGGGCAGGCCCUGGGCGUGGCCAUCGGCGGCGUCAUCUUCCAGAACCAGAUGGUGACCAACCUGCAGAAGUACCCGGCCUACGCCCCCCGCGCGUCGGAGCUGGCCAAAGACGCCGCCGCCCUCGUCGAGAUCAUCAAGACCACCCCCGCCGGCGCCGGCAAGCUGGCCCUCCGCACCGCCUACACCGACUCCCUGCGCACCGUUUACAUCGUCCUCACCGCGCUGGCGGGCUUCUCGCUCGUCGCCAGCCUGUUCGUCAAGGCCUACGAUCUGAACGUCGGCCUCGAGACCGAGCAGGGCCUGAUCGUUUCGGUCAAGAAGCCCGCCGCGGCCGGCGAGCGGGGCCGGGACGAGGAAGAGGCUGCCGUGGACGGAGAGCAGGAGGUCAAGGUUGACGGCGAAGGGGCGAGGUCAAGAGGUCAAGUCUAA